AUCAGAAGAAGAAGAAGAAGAUUCGCGCCAUGUGAAAAGCUGUGAAGUAACAUGACAAUGGCGUCGUCAAGCAGAAACGGAAACAAACAAAUUAGUGACGAGCAAAUCAUCAACCGCUGGAGCUUCGACUUUUACGUUUCUAAAGCUUUCGAGGCGUUUAGAAAUGAAGACUAUGAGAACUUCUCCCAGCUCAGGAACCUUAUCGAAAGUUUGGUGGUCAGACCCAUUGAUGGACACACUGACUUGACCAUCAAACUGCGAUUCAUGCAGUUCCUCUCACGGAUAAACGACGGGGACAAUCUUGAUGUUACAUUUCAGAAGCCUCUAACACCUUUAGAAUCAGCACUGAGUGUGCUGGAGUCUAUCUGUACAGAAAUGGAUGUUGCCCAAAACUUACUUGAACAAGUUCACACAUCAAUCAGGGAAAUGCUUAUUGUUGUUUGCAUAAAGAGCAAACAAUUUGAAAAAGCUCAAGAGAUGCUGCUUAAACACUUUCCCAAAGGAAUGGAUUCAGCUGGCAAGAAAAAGCUGUAUAUAGAUCUGAUGAAAAGGCGAUGCAGCAAGCAUUCUGUUCUGAAUAUGAAUUCAUACAGUGAAUUCAAACAGGACAUGCUGGAUUUCAUCGAGAAACUCUACCCCAUUCCCGAGCCUUUUCUAGUCAAGAUGGUCAAGUUAUCGAGACAAGGAAGGACUGUAGACAGUGGGGCUGUACAUAAGCCUCAAGCUGUUAGGACUACCAACGUGCAGUCAUGUACACAGGACCAUGCUACCAGUGAGCAAACAGGCAGUGCACAAAAUUCUCCAUCUAAUUCGCAGCGGAGCACACCGGCCAAAAGUAACCUAAGUGCUUGUUCCCCAGCUCUUUUGGUAACAGUGCACCUGACCCAGGGCAACCUGAAGGCCAUCUAUCCACAGCUUGCUGAGCACUUUUCUGUCUCUGUCCCCUUCAAUCAGCUGGAAGAUGAGGUGGAGUGUGAAGCACAGCAGGACAAUGGCACGGAUCAUAACAUGGAGUUUUGUCUCAAACUCGCAGAGACUCCACUUGAGUUUUUGGAAGAAAAGGAGCAGAGUGUAUGUGAAGGACUCCCCAGUGACAAUUUGCAGUCUCAGCAGCGAUGUGUUGGCCACUGUGUACAGUCUGAUGGCAGCGACCAAACGAAUGUGACUCAAAAUUACUACACAAACCAACAUGUGCAAAAGGAGCAAGAAAGAUCAAAGGACACACCUUUACUAAUCGAUACACAUGUCCAGCAUCCACCUCUUUCUUCUGCUGAGGAUGACAAAAGAAGGACUUCUGGUGUUGUAUCUGCAGUGAGUGUAGCACAGUUAGUAAUGGAGGAAGACAGCGUCUUAAAUCAAAACGAAGCCUCGGAUUCUCAACAGACUCCCAGUCCACUGCAGCUGCACUCUAAUGGAGAGGAUCCACUCAGCUCGCAGUCUGUCAGCUCUCCACCGGUCCGGAAAUACCGCAGACCAGCUUCUUGCAGGAGAAGUAUUCUCAUUGAGCCACAGCCUGCUUCCCACCAGCAGCUUGACCAGCCUCAGAAAUGUUCCACCCACAGCAGAGCGCAGAACAGCCCUCCUGCCCAAUCCACACCUAAUAAGGAAGGUCAGAAACAAGUAAAGAGAUUUCUGUACUUCAGGCCACACACACGGAGCGUAAGUGAAGAAAGUGUAGAAAGCAUUGUGCUAGACUCUCCAUCAUCAGGAAAACGGACUGCGACCACAUGUAAACGGAAGCAUUGGAUGGAUGUCUCUGGAGCCCAGGAAGAGUGGAGUGAUGAAGAGUCGCUGUUCUCUGUUUCCACUAAAACAACUGAAGGUAAAAGAUCAAGUAAUGGCCAUUCCAAAAGGAAGAGAUGGAGCGAUGAAGAGUCUGAGUGGGUGAAAAAAGGAGUGGCUCGUUAUGGUGAAGGACGAUGGGAGAAGAUUAGAAGUGCGUUUCCUUUUAAAGGACGCACCGCAGUUAACAUCAAAGACCGCUGGCGCACCAUGCUAAAAUUAAAGAUGGUAUAGAAUUGUAAAUAAGACAAUAAGCAAAUAAAACAAAUGUUGAGA
Messenger RNA from Tachysurus fulvidraco (yellow catfish), 2058 nucleotides. RefSeq names its product telomeric repeat binding factor a (gene terf2). NCBI's taxonomy places the organism in Eukaryota, Metazoa, Chordata, Actinopteri, Siluriformes, Bagridae. The transcript is spliced from 12 exons. Gene Ontology annotation, biological process: telomeric D-loop disassembly; regulation of telomere maintenance via telomerase; negative regulation of telomere maintenance via recombination. The coding region runs from base 52 to 2016 and encodes 654 amino acids. Gene Ontology annotation, molecular function: double-stranded telomeric DNA binding; G-rich strand telomeric DNA binding; telomerase activity. The record is from RefSeq and is a predicted model, not a curated record. Gene Ontology annotation, cellular component: chromosome, telomeric region; shelterin complex; nucleus.